CAACGCAAGUGGGAAACAGUCGAUAUGGAUCCAGAACAUGCACAGUUUUUUAUCCAAUGGUGCAAAGAUCACAGUAUAGACGCUGCAGAAUGCUGCUUGCCUCACGGGUCCUACUUGGUCAACCUUGCACACCCAGAUCCGGCACGCAAGAAGCAGGCCUAUGAUUCCUUUCUCAACGAUCUAUCGCGAUGCCACAGGCUCGGUAUUCGCUAUUACAACUUCCAUCCUGGCAAUUCCAACGCAACUUCGCACGAGGAAGGCAUCCAGAUCAUUGCCGAGAACCUUAACAGAGCUCAUGCGGACCCACAGACUGGUAAAGUUGUUACGGUUCUCGAGACCAUGGCAACUGUGGGCAAUACCAUUGGCGGUACAUUUUCUGACAUUGCAGACAUUAUCAAGCUUGUCAAGGAUAAGAGUCGCGUAGGUGUUUGCUUGGACACAUGUCAUGUGUUCGCCGCCGGCUAUGACCUCCGCACCCCUGAGGCGUAUGCUGAAACGAUGAAGAAGUUCGAUGAAGUAAUCGGCUUGGAUUAUCUCAAGGCUUUCCACGUCAAUGAUAGCAAAGCUCCUCUAUCCAGCCAUCGCGACCUCCACGCUCGUAUCGGCACUGGCUAUCUUGGGCUCCAAUCGUUCCACAACCUGAUGAAUGACGAACGCUUCCAUGGCCUUCCAAUGGUUCUUGAGACGCCGAUCGACGUUGUUGACGAAAACGGCAAAAAGAUCGAGGACAAGGGUGUUUGGGCCCGCGAAAUCAAGAUGUUGGAAAGUCUUGUGGGUAUGGAUGUUGACUCUGAAGAGUUCAAGACGCUGAGUGCACGUCUUCAGGAGGAGGGUUCUGCUGAACGCGAGCGUGUCGGUGACCAGGUGCAGAGGAAGGCAGUCAAAGAUGCAAAGCCAAAGAGUAAGAGAGGGGCCAAGAAAAAGACAGAGAGUGAAGAUGACGAUGGCAUGGAAGAAUAGGCACGAGGCCCGUAGGACUGCUGACUGGCGCCACCAACAGGAUAUGACGCAUGUGGAUCCGUUCGAUCAAAAGCAAAGAUUCAGCUGAAACGGAUACAAUAUACCAGUGCCUCGGCCCAGUUUCGGAACCGCUAAGAUCGGAAGAAGCGUGUGUGAUGCAUCAAGCCCAGAAGACUGGGAUAUGGGGCGGGUAUGAUUUCAUGCAUUUUAGCAGCGAAUGCAGACGGGCUGUGUCUGCCAAGCUGAUGCGUUGUACAUGUUGGAUCGAAGAGCUGUUUUGUUGUUUGUAUCAUGCAGAAUGCAGAGUGCAGGAUAGCAAAAGGGUCACUUCUCCGCAUACACCAAUUCGGCAUCUCCACAAUAUCAUUCCAGGCACACUCACACUGUAUCUUUUCUGGAUCUACCUGGCUUUCUCCAAGAUUGGGUAUCAAGAUAU
Exserohilum turcica Et28A is the source of this 1396-nucleotide messenger RNA. RefSeq lists its product as uncharacterized. Gene Ontology annotation, cellular component: nucleus; mitochondrion. The record is from RefSeq and is a predicted model, not a curated record. Gene Ontology annotation, molecular function: DNA-(apurinic or apyrimidinic site) endonuclease activity; zinc ion binding; DNA binding. NCBI's taxonomy places the organism in Eukaryota, Fungi, Ascomycota, Dothideomycetes, Pleosporales, Pleosporaceae. Gene Ontology annotation, biological process: base-excision repair. The transcript has a single exon. The coding region runs from base 25 to 960 and encodes 311 amino acids.